UCUGGAUCGUCGCGAACCGACCAGGGGUUGUUCGUCUAAUCCGCAAGGUGGCAUCAAGUCGAAAUGAGGACACAUGAAUGGCAUGAAGUGGUCACGAGGUGUUACAGACCCGAUGGGGCUGGCGAAAGCUCAUGCUCGCCAUACUUCAGUUUAGCUCGUUCUUCCCCUCCUCUUUUUUUUUCCCUGAAGUUUGACCGUUCUUCUUCAAUCGUUUCUCAAGCUAGAGGAUAAGCUAAUGCAGUAGCAUCCAUGUACCUCAGCAGGUGACGUCGCGUGCAUAUCCCAGUGUAACAUAACUUUCAAACCCGAAAACUGGCUUUGCAGUUGUCUGGUUUUGUUUGAAACCGGGUAUAACGUAUAUUGCAACUAUACAUGCCGUGCCGUGCCGUCCGCUGCGCUCCUUGAUAGGUAGGAUAGACGUCACGGCACAGCGGAGACAACUCUCCUCAAACAAAACAAACAUAUAAAAAAACGCCCCGGCUUUAUCAUGUCGACAACUCUACUGGCGGCCGGGCUUUUGGUCCUACUUGCUCCGUGUCUAUAUAUCUACACGGCGUCGGUAGCGGCGACGCGAUUCCCGACGCUGCGCAACAAGCGCAUAUGCCUACUGAUCGCACACCCCGACGAUGAAGCCAUGUUCUUUGCGCCUACGGUUUUGGCCCUCACGCGCCCCGAGACUGGCAACCACGUCAAGAUUCUUUGCUUGAGCAGCGGCAAUGCGGACGGAUUGGGAGAGACGCGCAAGAAGGAGCUGGUCAAGAGCGGCAUGCUUCUGGGCUUGCGCAACGAGGACGACGUCUUUGUUAUCGAGUCUGAUGCCUUUCAAGACUCAAUGACAGCGACUUGGGACGCAACCGCCAUCUCCAACCUUCUAACGUCCGCCUUCGUUCCGAACCCAGCCGCAGGCGCAAUGAUCGAUGUCCUAGUGACCUUCGACAAAGGCGGCGUCUCGUCGCACCCGAACCACAUCUCCCUAUACCACGGCGCGCGGGCCUUUGUAUCCUCUGGAUCGGCCGUAGACCUGUACACACUGACUUCGGUCUCAUUUGUGCGCAAAUACGCCUCGAUAAUCGACGCGUUCAUGACGCUUGCUGUGAGCUGGGGCCUUCAGGGGACGUCGGAGGUCAAGAGCCCGGAAGGACUCGUAUUUAUGAACUCGUUGAUGCCGGUCAAGGCGCAGGAGGGAGGCGGUAACAAGGACGGCGGACCGAGCUAUGGAACAGCGUGGCGCGCCAUGACCGAGGCUCACAAGAGCCAGAUGGUGUGGUUCCGGUAUGGGUGGAUUACAUUUAGCAGGUACAUGGUUGUGAAUGAUUUGAAGUUGGAGGGGACGACUGCCUCGUGAUGAGGCUACUGGAAGGAUGUUAAGCGCAAGUCUGAAAUGGCUUGGCCAAGAUUGCCAAAGUAG
Pyricularia grisea is the source of this 1408-nucleotide messenger RNA. RefSeq lists its product as uncharacterized. The transcript has 3 exons. Lineage: Eukaryota; Fungi; Ascomycota; Sordariomycetes; Magnaporthales; Pyriculariaceae. Gene Ontology annotation, molecular function: N-acetylglucosaminylphosphatidylinositol deacetylase activity. Gene Ontology annotation, cellular component: endoplasmic reticulum. The record is from RefSeq and is a predicted model, not a curated record. The coding region runs from base 488 to 1345 and encodes 285 amino acids. Gene Ontology annotation, biological process: GPI anchor biosynthetic process.